Molecule: messenger RNA, 2418 nt
Organism: Cydia pomonella (codling moth)
Lineage: Eukaryota; Metazoa; Arthropoda; Insecta; Lepidoptera; Tortricidae
Product: ras-related protein Rab-37-like
Exons: 5
Coding region: 1-786 (261 amino acids)
Biological process (GO): neurotransmitter receptor transport to postsynaptic membrane; protein localization to plasma membrane; cellular response to insulin stimulus
Cellular component (GO): endosome; dendritic spine; plasma membrane
Molecular function (GO): GTPase activity; GTP binding
Source: RefSeq, a predicted model, not a curated record
AUGUGGAACCCAAACACCAUAGAUAACAGGCAGCUGGAGAAGCGAGUUGUCGUCGGCCGGGUCCGACCAACCUGGGCACGGAACCUGCCAGAGACUAGAGAAGACGAGGAUAAGAAUGAGGAGAUUGGCGUCAUGCCGCAUAGCGAACCCCCGUCGCCGACGGAACCCUGGCAGCAGGGGAAGCAGGAGGAUAAAUAUGACGCUUUUGGGAAGGUGAUGCUGCUCGGCGACAGCGGCGUUGGCAAGACGUGCAUGCUAGUCCGCUUCCGGGACGGCACGUUCCUCGCCGGAAACUACAUAUCCACCGUCGGCAUCGACUUCCGGAACAAGGUAGUCACGGUCGACGGCAUCAAGGUAAAACUUCAGAUUUGGGACACCGCGGGGCAAGAGCGCUUUCGGAGCGUCACGCACGCAUACUACAGAGAUGCACAUGCGUUGCUGCUGCUGUAUGACGUCACGAACAAAACCAGCUUCGACAACAUUCGGGCCUGGCUCGGGGAGAUUCGGGAGUACGCGCAGGAUGAUGUCGUUAUAAUGCUAUUAGGUAACAAAUCCGACAGCGGCCUAGAGCGGGCGGUGAGGCGGGAGGAGGGGCAGCGCCUCGCCAGAGAAUACCAAGUCUCCUUCAUGGAGACCUCGGCGAAAACCGGCCUGAACGUCGAAGCGGCGUUCGCCCACGUAGCGAGGGCGCUCGUGGCGAAGGCGAACCCGGCUGACCCCAACCGGCUCGCUGUACGGGCACCGCCGGUGCAAGAGCAGAGAUCCUCGUGUCCACCUUGUACUUAAGAUUUCUGAAACCAAUUUAGAGCUGUUGUACCUAUAUAACUACGCAAAACUGUGCAUCUAUAAUAAGUCGCCUUUAUCAAGACUUCUGUGGAAACCGGCUUGACCGUCGAAGCGGCGUUCGCCCGCGUAGCGAGGGCGCUCAUGGCGAAGGCGACCCCGGCUGACCCCAACCGGCUCGCUGUACGGGCACCGCCGGUGCAAGAGCAGAGAUCCUCGUGUCCACCUUGUACUUAAGACUUCUGAAACCAAUUUAGAGCUGAUGUGUCUAUAUAACUUCGCAAAACUGCAUCUAUAAUAACUAUAAUAAGACGUCUUUAUCAAGACUUCAUACAAAUCAGUUUAUAGAGAUAAACCGGGCUAGAGAGUUCCUCAUGUCCAAGAUGGUACUCAAGAUUUCUAAAACUUAUUUAGAGAUAAUUUGUCUAUAUUACUUCAGAAAGCGUGUACCUACUCGACUGUGCAUCUUUAGUAAGUCGUUAUAUUUGAGACUUCUGUGUAAAUUGGGCCAUUAAGCAGGACAUCUAGUCACAUUUUCUUUCGUCAAAAAAUCUCACAUGGCAUGACAAGAAUCAUCGACUAAGGACCAGUUGCACCAACCAUACUUGUGAUACUUGACAGACUAAACAUUAACGAUAAACAGAUAAACAUCAUCUAUAAAAAAAUUCAUUGAAAAUUCCCAUGUUACAAUAAAAUUUUGUGAGACUCUUUGGUGCAACCGGGCCAUAAACCACUCGAUAAUUUUUAGCAAUUCGAUUACCAGAUGUUUGUACAGUUCAAAAACCAAACAUUAAGUAAAUCUUAGUUGAAAUGAGACGAUUUGGAAUGAACAUUUGGGACGUAUAUAAUUAACAAUAUUCUUACUUUCUUUAAGUAUAAAGAAUAUUUAAAAUGUGGAGGUACAAAAAUAUGGAAAUAGGUACGGUCGACACAUCAAUCAUAUACCUAAAUAUCGACUACAUAUAAGGCGGUUGGCAACUUGUCACACUGUCGCCGCAUCUGGAUACCUACCGCAUCUGUGUGAGAACCGCCUAAAACCUUCCGCAAAGCUAUAGUUCGUUUUUAACUUUAGAAAUAUGGUAAGCGAUCUUGACGUGCCUUUUUAAAUAACACUUGUAAGAAAUAAGACAGAGCAAAUAUGUAACAAUUAUAAAUCAUAUAAUUUACAUUCUUUUGUUUUCAUAAGUAAUAUAAACUAUUUUUUAAGAGCUUUUCCAAUAAUUUUCUCUCGAAAAACCCGUCAAGAUUGUUUACCGUUUUUCCAAUGCCAAAAAAAGGAACAAAAGAGUCCGUACUAACGCUGCACCAGUGGGUGUUUCAUUAUAACGUCAUAUUUUCAUAGUAAUUUUGACAUUUAUGAUGACAUUCCCACACUUUAUCACUAUAAAUGUCACGCAGAGUUCGCUUGGUCCGAGCAAAUUUAAUUGUUAGUACUUUCUAUUUGAAAGGCUGAAAUGCACAAUGUACAUAAUAACUCAACAUAUAAUGUUCUUAUUAAGUAUUACUUGAAUAUAUAAUAUAUAUCAAAUUGUUUGUAGCAGAUAAUGUAUAUUUAUUUGGAUGUGUGUUAAAUAUUGCAUUUUUGCAUAGACAAGCAUAAUUUUUAGCUUACUCUUGCAGUAUUAAAUCUAUUUA